Vitis riparia (riverbank grape) is the source of this 623-nucleotide messenger RNA. Its product is annotated as phytosulfokines-like. Gene Ontology annotation, molecular function: growth factor activity. The transcript has 2 exons. Gene Ontology annotation, cellular component: extracellular region. NCBI's taxonomy places the organism in Eukaryota, Viridiplantae, Streptophyta, Magnoliopsida, Vitales, Vitaceae. The coding region runs from base 94 to 345 and encodes 83 amino acids. Gene Ontology annotation, biological process: cell population proliferation. The record is from RefSeq and is a predicted model, not a curated record.
CCACCUUUGCAUACUCUAUAAAUUCAUUACACAGAGAGUCCCUCCUCUCUGUGCCUGUUGCUCUCUUGACAGUUCCAUUAGAAGGCAAGAACAAUGUCCUCCAAGCUCACCUCCCUCUUCAUAAUAUCCUCCCUCCUCUUCUUCACUCUAUCCUGCAAGGCCGCCCGCCCAGGCCCUUCAUUCUCCGAUGUCACCCCAAUGAAAAUCCAACAUGGGGAUGUUGAUGAAGCAAAGACGGUCGAGGUGGAGGAGAGCUGUGAAGGAGUUGGGGAAGAAGAGUGUUUGAUGAGGAGAACACUUGCAGCUCACACAGAUUACAUCUACACCCAGAAGAAGAAUCCAUGAAAUCAUCACAUACUUUGAUCUUCUAUUAGUCCUCAGUUAUGUGUACAUCACAAUCCUGUUCAUGUCAUCCAUAUGUAUACUACAGUUUUAGAUCGUGUAGAUUUUUGUAGUCAGCAGGCCAUGGCUGUAUUAGUAUUGGAUUAUACUGUUUGUAUCUUUCUUCUGUUUUUGUUUCCAACAGGAAAUUCUUAGAUAAAUUACCAUAUCAGUUAUUGUAACUCCCUCUGUAUUUUGGAUGCUGCAGCUUUUCAAUAAAAGUUCUAAAUUGAAUUCUACAA